This is a messenger RNA of Limanda limanda (common dab), 2184 nucleotides long. RefSeq names its product proteasome 20S subunit alpha 6a (gene psma6a). NCBI's taxonomy places the organism in Eukaryota, Metazoa, Chordata, Actinopteri, Pleuronectiformes, Pleuronectidae. Gene Ontology annotation, biological process: ubiquitin-dependent protein catabolic process. Bases 87 to 827 code for a protein of 246 amino acids. The transcript is spliced from 7 exons. Gene Ontology annotation, cellular component: cytosol; nucleus; proteasome core complex. The record is from RefSeq and is a predicted model, not a curated record.
GAGCAGACAUUUGCCUUCCGCUGCUGCCGCUCAUCGUAGAAUCAGUCUCAGUCUCCUGCUGUUUGCUUGUGUUUAUUCUCACCGUCAUGUCUCGGGGGUCGAGUGCAGGCUUUGACCGCCACAUCACCAUCUUCUCCCCGGAGGGAAGACUCUACCAAGUUGAGUAUGCCUUCAAAGCCAUCAACCAGGGAGGACUGACAUCUGUAGCUGUCAGAGGGAAGGACUGUGUUGUGAUCGUCACACAGAAGAAAGUCCCGGACAAGCUGUUGGAUGCCGGAACAGUCACACACCUGUACAAAAUCACAGACAACAUUGGCUGUGUGAUGACCGGCAUGACAGCUGACAGCAGGUCUCAGGUACAGAGGGCCCGGUAUGAAGCAGCUAACUGGAUGUAUAAGUACGGCUACGAGAUCCCUGUGGACAUGCUGUGUAAACGCAUGGCUGACAUCUCCCAAGUCUAUACACAGAAUGCUGAGAUGAGACCGCUAGGAUGCUGUAUGAUAGUAGUUGGACUGAGUGCUGAGUUGGGUCCACAGCUGUAUAAAUGUGAUCCUGCUGGUUACUACUGUGGCUUUAAGGCCACAGCAACUGGAGUCAAACAGACAGAGGCCACCAGCUUCCUGGAGAAGAAGGUCAAGAAGAAGCUGGAUUGGACCUAUGAGCAAACUAUUGAGACAGCCAUCUCCUGUAUGUCGACCGUCCUCUCCAUCGACUUCAAGCCCUCAGAGCUGGAGGUGGGAGUUGUAACUACAAAGGAACAGAAAUUCAAGAUUCUGUCAGAGUCUGAAAUUGACGUUCACCUGGUGCGUUUGUCUGAGAGAGAGUGAGGAAAGUCAGCAGCCAUUUUGCAGCCGUCAUCAUUAUCCUCUGAAAAGGACGAUGGAUGGUAAAACCAGAAAAAGGUCUCGUCUAUAAAGAAGAUGAAGGACCAGCAGGUAUCAUCUUGUUCAGAGGAGCUGCACAACAAAGUGACAUUGACAAAACUACACAACAAUAAUUUUAUAACAGUUGGGUAGAACAUGUUACCCGGUUCACCAUGAUACGUCCCCUCCUCCAUCCUCCCUGGUCAUAGUCAGAAUCUGAUUGGACACAAUAUUAUCCACACAUCGACCUCUCCAUGUUUUCCUUCUAACCACACGAGACAUCAUCACUGCAGCCGGCUGCCAACUGUCAGAGCCUGGAGAGAUGCUGACCAUAGACAUUAUUCCACCAUUUAUGACACCCCAGCCUGAUAUGCUCCCUGUUAACUAUGUCACACAGACAUUGACCACAGUGCCCUCUCUGGAUGCAGUUGUUAGCUGUGAGCAGAUCUGAAGAUGAAGGUGUCGUAACAACAACUACGGCACAACACCUCUCAUAGCAUCUUGAGCUGCUGUAUUUGAAGCAGUGUUUCCUCACCAUCUUUACUCAGGGCUGCCACAACGCGUACUUUCUGAAACUCUUGUUUUAUUCAUCUGCUCCAAAGUCACUCCUCUCUGUCUUUAGCUCAAGGAGGAUGUUUAUUAUCUGAUAGACUUUGUGAAAAUCCAGGGAUCAGUCGUGGUCAACUCAGGUCAAUGUCAAUGGGAAGUCAUUAGUUAUUUCUCUCAAUCCUCCUCUCUGCUGUACAACACUGCCCUUCUAUUAAACACAGUGUUUUUAUUCAACACAUAAGUUUGCCUGUUCUCUUUUCUGUGCAUAUUUCAACACGUGCUGUUGUAGACGUCACGUUUAUCUGAUGGCACUCAGACAUGAGUUUGACAUGCUUUAUUAAGUCAUUCGGAAGUUGGGAAUUAAGGCUACUUUGAGAAUAGGAAUAUUGCAAAUUGAAUUAAGUGGUUGUGAGGUCACAGCUGAGGCCGUUGAUGUUAAACAGCAUUUAACUUCUAAUGUUUUACCCUCAUUACGCUCCAUCAAAUCAUUAGGAACAUAAUCCUCUGAAAACAUCAGUGCACACACCUGUGUGCUUCAUGACAGAUCCAGUGCUAAGAUCACUGAUUUGGUGAUAUUCAAAUUUUGUAAAAAAAAAAAGGAACCUGUAAUUCACUCUUCAACUUUGACCUCAGUGGUAAAACAUGUAAUUUAACCAACACCUUUGUUCAACAAAAAACCUGAAUAUUCUCUUUCAAAGUCAAUGCCAGAACGUUUUGUAUUCGAUGACAUUUGACUGUACAUGUGUACCUAAUAAAGUGGCUACUGAGUAUA